AUGGAGCUUGUGGGUUCUUCUUUGACGGCAACGUAUGCCCACCCUAAACCAACACCAACCAGUUUUCUACCAGCCAUUGGUACCUUGGCAUCAACCUACAGGGACCGUUUUCCCCAUAACAACCUGACUCAUUCAUUGAGCCUUCCUUGGAGACCAAGCACCUACUACAAAGUGGUCUCCAAUACCCCGACCUUGGACCCGUAUUGCACUAGAGCUCAGAGGGUAUGUGAGAGCACCAUGCUCCCCUUUGUUUCCAACAGAACCACUCUCUUCACAAGGUACACUCCGGAUGACUGGUAUCGGUCCAACCUAACCAACUACCAAGAGUCUAAUACAUCGCGACAUAAUUCAGAGAGACUCAGAGUGGACACGUCUCGACUCAUUCAAGACAAAUACCAAGAAAUCAGGAAGACCCAGGCUAACUCGACCCAAAAUUUGGGACAACGUGUCAAUGACAUAGAGUUUUGGAAAUCUGAAAUUACUCAUGAGCUAGAUGAAAUGAUUGGAGAGACAAAUGCACUUACUGAUGUUAAGAAAAGGUUGGAGAGGGCUUUGAUGGAGACGGAAGCUCCUCUUCAGGUUGCCCGAGAAUGUCUAUUUCACCGAGAGAAAAGAAUGGGAAUUGAUCUGGUUCAUGAUGAAGCUGAAAUAGAACUACUGACGGAAGUUGAUAAUAUUCUGUGUUGUCAAGAAAGAAUGAGGCGACAUUUGGAUAAGGCUAUUGCCCAACUUGCCUCCAACAGAGCUGCGCAGCAUGAGCUGGAGAAGGACCUGAGCGAUAAACAGGCAGCCCUCAGGAUUGACGACAAAUGCCACCACCUGCGCAACACUUCGGAGGGCGUCAGCUUCUUCCGUGGCGUGGAGAGGGUCGAUGCCACGGUCUCAGUGCCCGAGUCAUGGGCCAAAUUUACGGAUGACAAUCUUCUCUGCUCCCAGAGUGAGCGGGCAGCCUCUGCCAAGCUGAGAGAUGACAUCGAGAACCUCCUGGUUGUGACAGCCAAUGAGAUGUGGAAUCAGUUCAACAAAGUGAACUUGGCUCUCACUAAUCGAGUUGCUGAGACUGCAGACACUAAGAAUAAGAUUUAUGUUCACUUAUCAAAGACCCUGCAGGAGAUCUUCCAGACAGAAACAACCAUAGAAUCCAUCAAAAAGGCGAUCAAGGAAAAGUCUGCCUUCCUGAAGGUGGCUCAAACCCGACUGGAUGAGCGUACAAGGAGGCCGAACAUAGAGCUGUGCCGGGACAUGGCUCAGUUGCGCCUUGUUAAUGAGGUCUACGAGGUGGACGACGCCAUCCAGAUCCUGCAGCAGCGCCUGAGAGAUGCAGAGGACUCCCUGCAGUCGCUGGUCCACACCAAAGCUCUUCUGGAACACGACCUGGCUGUCAAAGCCAACACCUUGUACAUAGACCAGGAAAAAUGCAUGAGCAUGCGCAAGAGCUUCCCCAACACCCUCCGGCUGGUUGGCUUCUGUUAG
This is a messenger RNA of Jaculus jaculus (lesser Egyptian jerboa), 1473 nucleotides long. RefSeq names its product tektin 3 (gene Tekt3). The transcript has 7 exons. The record is from RefSeq and is a predicted model, not a curated record. Lineage: Eukaryota; Metazoa; Chordata; Mammalia; Rodentia; Dipodidae. Bases 1 to 1473 code for a protein of 490 amino acids. Gene Ontology annotation, biological process: cilium assembly; cilium movement involved in cell motility. Gene Ontology annotation, cellular component: nucleus; microtubule cytoskeleton; sperm flagellum.